GCAAAUCCGUCUCGUUACAACCAUGUUGACGCACCGUGCACGAGUCGCAAAGGCAUCAGGCGGACGCCAAAGGCUUUGAUGGAACAUCUAAAGAAGCACCAUAGUAGGACGAAUCGCUGCUUGGUAUGUUUCAAAUGGUUUAGUAAAAGUGAGGAUUUAGUUGCGCACAAGGCGGAAAAGGCUGGAGUUUUUCGCUGUGCGCUCUGCUGCAAAGAAUUUUCUAGGCAAUAUGAAUUUCAGAAGCACGAAAAGAAAGGUAAUUCCUGUCAAAUUGACGACAUGAGCAAGCCAGAGCUAUUCACAGAGGAGCAGGAAAAGACCUUCGAAGAAAUGAAGGGCAGGAUUGGCAAGCAAGGCGAACUCGAGCAAAAAUGGAGGUGGUGCCUUGUCGAACUGUUCCCCGAGCUGAAGGACAAGGCCGAUGACUUCUGGCCGUAUUACGACUUCACCAUACUUCCUCAUAUGUUGCACAAUCCACUUAGCAGAGAAGAGUUGCGCGGUGCGGCUGCUGGGAUACGACAUAAUGCGUCGUCUUCUGAUGAAGAAUAUGAGGAUGACGUAUCUGGACCUAGCAAUCCGGCCCAAGCUCAGGUACCAGCCAAGAAACGGAAAAGGAGCUAUAAGCAUUCAAAGCGGUAUUCGAGUUCUACGGUCGAUGACACGCGCCCGUCCCUGAUCUCGGACAAGGAAUCUUUAGCAGCAGCCUCAAGUAUACCAGAUCAUCCUGGGUUGACAUCGGCCCCAAAGGUCUCGGGCAACCCGAAAUUUAUGCUUUCACCCAACUCCUUCUCCCAUUCGUGCUCUCAGCUCAACCCCAGCGCUCCGUCAUUCUGCAACCAAAGAUAUACUGAUGCGAGCUCAUUUAUUCCCACCCAAACACACACCUCUUCCACUCUCCACAUUUGCACCUAUCCUGCACUGCAGAACUCAUUUCAACGAUCUGAUGAAGACUUUAAUGUUUCUUACUCAAACCGUGUAACAAACCAGUCCACAGAGGAAACGUUUCUCCAGCUCGGCUUAGGGAACACGACGGAGAGCAUACCAGAUUUCAAUGUCGAAGGCUCUGCAAUGGCUCAAUACUUUUUGGAGCCGUCUGGAAAAGAGCCGCCGUGUCCUCAAUCCGUCUUAACCCCAGUUCCUGUAUCAAGUGAGGCCCAGCCUUCUUGUGUUCAUGGCCAAUACGGAAAUAUGAUGGAUCCUUUUCUUCUCUGGACGCCAUUCUCACAGGGCUCCCUCCAGUCAGGUAAUCCACGGACAGGCAGCCACGAAUAGCAGAACCACACUUGACCAGGCUUAUCGGGAACACCUAGCGCCAUCAGGAC
Verruconis gallopava is the source of this 1322-nucleotide messenger RNA. RefSeq lists its product as uncharacterized. The record is from RefSeq and is a predicted model, not a curated record. Bases 79 to 1272 code for a protein of 397 amino acids. The transcript has a single exon. NCBI's taxonomy places the organism in Eukaryota, Fungi, Ascomycota, Dothideomycetes, Venturiales, Sympoventuriaceae.